Petromyzon marinus (sea lamprey) is the source of this 1856-nucleotide messenger RNA. RefSeq names its product casein kinase I. Gene Ontology annotation, biological process: protein phosphorylation. Gene Ontology annotation, molecular function: protein kinase activity; ATP binding. Lineage: Eukaryota; Metazoa; Chordata; Hyperoartia; Petromyzontiformes; Petromyzontidae. The record is from RefSeq and is a predicted model, not a curated record.
CGCUGCGAGGGCUCUCCGUCGCCCAUGGUGACGUCUCCCGCAUCCGGGCCCGUGCAUUGUUCUUCCGCGUGACGUCACGCGCAGGAGUGGAGGUAAAUAAUGGCGUCGUGAGGGCCGCCCGCUCCAUGGACCCCGCGCAAUCCGUGGCAUCGCGACGCCGCCGCCCGCAGUAGCCGCCUCGGAUCGCGCGGAGCACGCCCCUCGCCGUGCCACGGUCACGUCCCCGCGGAUAUUUCCUUCUCGCGACGCACUUAGGAGACAGAGACAUGGAGCUCAGGGUCGGCAACAAAUACCGCCUUGGGCGCAAGAUUGGAAGCGGUUCCUUUGGUGACAUCUACCUGGGAACCAACAUCGCCACGGGGGAGGAGGUGGCCAUCAAGCUGGAGUGCGUGAAAACUAAGCACCCGCAGCUGCACAUCGAGAGCAAGUUCUACAAGAUGAUGCAGGGUGGAGUGGGAAUCCCCACUAUCAAGUGGUGCGGUGCAGAGGGCGACUACAACGUGAUGGUGAUGGAGCUGCUGGGGCCCAGCCUGGAGGACCUCUUCAACUUCUGCUCCCGCAAGUUCAGCCUCAAGACUGUGCUGCUGCUCGCCGACCAGAUGAUCAGUCGCAUCGAGUACAUCCACUCGAAGAACUUCAUCCACCGCGACAUUAAACCCGACAACUUCCUCAUGGGGCUGGGCAAGAAGGGGAACCUCGUCUACAUCAUCGACUUCGGCCUGGCCAAGAAGUACCGCGACGCGCGCACGCACCAGCACAUUCCCUACCGCGAGAACAAGAACCUGACGGGCACGGCGCGCUACGCCUCCAUCAACACCCACCUCGGCAUAGAGCAGAGCCGGCGGGACGACCUGGAGUCCCUGGGCUACGUGCUCAUGUACUUCAACCUGGGCUCACUGCCCUGGCAGGGCCUCAAGGCGGCCACCAAGCGCCAAAAGUACGAGCGCAUCAGCGAGAAGAAGAUGUCCACGCCCAUCGAGGUGCUCUGCAAGGGAUACCCCUCCGAGUUUGCGACAUACCUCAACUUCUGCCGCUCGCUGCGAUUCGACGACAAGCCCGAUUACUCGUAUCUGCGGCAGCUCUUCCGCAACCUCUUCCACCGGCAGGGCUUCUCCUACGACUACGUGUUCGACUGGAACAUGCUCAAGUUUGGUGGGGGCCGCAGCCACGAGGAGGCGGAGCGCGAGCGCCGCGAGCGCGAGCGCGAGGAGCGCAUGCAGCGCGCGGUGCCCGCGAGGGCGGCGCCCAGCGCGCCCGGCCCGCGUGGCCGCAGCACCCAGGACGCCGUGACGCCCGUGUCGCCGGGACCACAGACGACGAACACAUCCCCGCGGCCGCUGUCGCGGACGGAGCGCGAGCGCCGCGUGUGCAUGAGGCUUCACCGUGGGGCCCCCGCCAACGUGUCCUCGUCCGACCUCACCGCUCGGCCCGAGAUGACGCGCAUGUCCACCUCACAGACGAGCAUUCCCUUUGACCACCACGGCAAGUAGGCCUUCCUCCCACUACUGGUCGUUUUGAGCGUGUUUGGUCCCGCGCUCUAAUCGGGGCCAAGGCCUGAAGAGGUGACCGGGCCCCCUGAACCUCUGCGCACGCACGUGAUGACGAGGCGUCAGCCCCACCUCCUCCUCGCCCCUCGGGGGGGUGGACCGAGACCAACAGCGAAUUGGGGCGGGCCUCUUUGGCGUUGUGGCGGCGUCCGUUGGAGUAUCCAAGCGGAGGGUGCUUAGUGAUCGUGUGUAUGUCCUUCACAGGUGUAUUACGCCGUUUUGUUUUCCCGUCUGGUGUUGAGAGUUAGGCCGUGCAGAGCCCCCAGUGUCGUAGGCAGCCACGUCGAGCAGGGUGCGAGCCUCUGCAGC